CUGGCAUGCGCCCUUGUGAAAUCUAAGCCAGCCUUCUCUCUUCUUUAGAUGUAAAGGCACUUUCUACAAGCUAUCAGCACCUAAUAAUGAGGCGCUUUCUACCUUGUUUUGGUGCCUCCAGACGCCGAAAACACCUUCAAACUCAUGUAGCAGAUGAAGAUCUCAAGCGUCAACCUGCAGAGCAAACGAUUCUUGAAGAACCCAUUACCGACACACGAUCAAAGUAAGUUAUCCAUACCGACCUACUCAAAGCUUAUAGAAUUUUUUUUUCCCACUGCAGAGCUUACUCUCUUAUCUUUUUCUUUCUUCUCAUUUAGCUGCUUCUUAAUUAUUACGAUUAGCUACGCCGUUCAUCACGUGGCAUUAUAUCUGGUAAAUUUGUUCAGAAUAAAACUUGAAAAGCAAUCAUCUAAGAGGGGCAUAAAGAAAAGUACGCAUGACCUAAGUGCAAACGCCUAUGAAGAGUUUUCUACGAAGGAGGCAAAGAAGUUGGAGGAAAGCACUGCAGAGCCAGAGAGAAGAGGGAAUGAAGCGACCCCUCACAUAAAGUAUGGUCCCGAGGCCACUGCUGACAGCUUGAAGGAUGAAAAGAAAGGUGAACAUGAAGAGGCAGAUGAGGUUAAUCAAAAAUCGCUUCUCGCAGAGUCUUCAGAGUCAUUGUUCUCUCUAUCCAUUGAUUCUAGUAAGCAGGUUACUGCAGAUGAAAAAGCCGAGUAUGAAGUUGACGGUCCUAUGCCACUCGGGGGUGCUGCCUCAAACACAAAAAAGGGACCUGGCUCUUUUGGGUCAAGCCACGACGGAGUUCAAGGAAAGCCCGUCAAGGCAGAGGAAAAUCUUGCUCAAGGAAUGCCUGUCAAAGUAAAGGAUAGCCCAGAUUUCUUCAUAACUAAACUUGAAGGGACAUCAAAACGGAAUGCCAAUAGGAAAGUGAACUUUGACUUGAAAGUAAAUACCAAUGAAGAGCCAUCUGCCCUGCAAAUAAUAAGGGGUGACCAAGACGAAACACCUCAAAUAAGCGAAUGCCCCAGCUCCAAAGCAUCAGGAAAGUCAUCUCACUUCUCUCGGUAUAGGUACCAAGAUUGCUCUGACGAGGAAUGCGGCGAUUUUGAUUUGGGUGAAGGUGAAUUUGUUGUUGAUGAUGCUGAAAAUGAGGGAAGAGGCAAAGGAGAUGGGGCAGUUAAUCGAACGUGGAUUCAAGAAGAGUCUUCGGAAUCAUUAUUUUCUCUAUCCACUGAUUCUAGAAAACAAGUUUCUGGAGCUGAAAAAGCGGAUAAUGAAGCUAACAGUCCAAUGCCAGAAUCUUUCGUCGGCAGGCGUGGAAGGAUUCAAAAUGUGUCCUCAGUACUGAUUCCCAUUGAAAAUAUAAUUCAAGGGAGGGUGGGAAAAGCAACACCAAUACAGCCACUGAAAUACGAAAAGGAAAACAUCAAUUCGGAGAAAGAUGUUAAUGAUAUGCCCCAGAACGAAGAGUCUGGUUUGAAUGUGUCAAAUGGUGAAGCAAGACACAAGAAGUUCGAUGAUAAAAAUCAAGAAGAAAUCGGAGUCGAUGCCAGCCUCUCGAGCUGGUUGGUGGAAAUAGAAACCACACCCGACUCCAAGAACGCUAAGAAUUCUGUGGAAGCUUCCACAACCGUGAGUAAAAGGAGUUCGUUAUCACCAGAGAGUCAUGAAGAUAGGCCAAUUCUUGGAGCGUUGAGCUGGGAAGAGCUGAGGAAGUUUUCUGUAUCAAGCAAAGCUUCGAGAAGGUCGAAAAGCCGAAGUCCAGAUGAAACGCCAAUCAUUGGUACGGUUGGGAGCUAUUGGAGUUAUACAGGGCAAACCAUAAGCCGAGCUCCUGUAGUCGAAUUCAAAAGCGGAGUCUCACUCAUCAAUUAGUUAUAAUGGUAGUGGAUAAAGGGCGAUCGAGAGAAUUCUGAAUUUGUAUUUGUAUUUUUUUUAAAUGAUAUGGAGUUCUAGGGCACAGUUUGGAGAGAGAUUUUGAGACGAGUGCUGCUCAGCAGCCUGGGUCUCCUGGAGAUGACUCGGGAAUCGCUUUCUUUACUGUUUCUUUUCAUGGGAAUGAUUCACUCAAACAAUGCGGAUGCGUUUUAGAUUCUUCGGCGCUUUGGUUGUGGGAUACUGGGAUGUUUAUUGUGCAAAUAAAACUGGUGCUCUGUCUUCGUGCAAA
Molecule: messenger RNA, 2167 nt
Organism: Prosopis cineraria
Lineage: Eukaryota; Viridiplantae; Streptophyta; Magnoliopsida; Fabales; Fabaceae
Exons: 2
Coding region: 154-1875 (573 amino acids)
Biological process (GO): male meiosis II
Source: RefSeq, a predicted model, not a curated record